AUGGCACCACCGAAGUCGCUUCUACCUCUCCUUGCGGCAGUACCCUAUGCUUCCGCUUGGGGCUCCCUCGGUCACACCGCAGUGGCAUACAUGGCACAGAACCUCGUCUCCCACAAGACGGCCAAGUUUGCGCAGACCCUCCUGAACGACACCUCAUCCGCAUAUCUCGCCAAUGUGGCUACCUGGGCUGAUAGCUUCCGCUCUGAACCGGAAGGGAAGUUCAGUUCUGUUCUCCACUACAUCGAUGCGCUCGACAACCCGCCUGAGAGCUGCAACAUCGACUACGAGCGUGACUGUCCUGAGGAGGGUUGCAUCGUUUCCGCCAUCGCCAACUACUCCAGCCGCGCCUUCCAGAAGUCGGUUGGCAUCGUCGAACAGCAAAGAGCCCUGAAAUGGGUCAUCCACUUCGUCGGCGAUGUUCACCAGCCACUCCACGUGGAGAAUAUCGCCGUAGGUGGUAACCUCAUCAACGUCACCUUCAAUGGCGCGCGGACGAACCUGCAUUCCAUCUGGGAUACAGCAAUCCCGCAAAAGGCCUACGGCAACUUCUCACAAGCCAAUGCAUUGGCCCUAGCCAACAACCUCACCGCGGAAGUGAAGCAUGGCAAGUUCAAGAAGGAGAGCAAGACGUGGCUCAAGGGACUGAAGGCGAAGGAUGCCGUCAGCAGCUCCAUGACUUGGGCGCGUGACGCCAACAAGUUCGUGUGCUCCACUGUCAUUCCCAACGGCCCUGAUGCAGUGUUCGCGCAAGAGCUGUCAGGAGCCUACUGGGACACUGCUAUUCCUGUCGUUACGAAGCAACUCGCAAAGGCGGGGUACAGACUUGCCGCGUGGCUGGAUGCUCUCGUCGAACUCAACGAGAAGAAGGGUCAUGGAAAGUGGGAACGGGAGACGAAGCGGGCGGUCACCCUACAGCCAUGGCAGGAGGAAGCGAGACAGGCCCGACGCGAAUUUGGGCCUGACUGCGGUUGCGGCGAGGAUCAUGCACACUAG
Molecule: messenger RNA, 993 nt
Organism: Alternaria novae-zelandiae
Lineage: Eukaryota; Fungi; Ascomycota; Dothideomycetes; Pleosporales; Pleosporaceae
Exons: 1
Coding region: 1-993 (330 amino acids)
Biological process (GO): DNA catabolic process
Molecular function (GO): nucleic acid binding; endonuclease activity
Source: RefSeq, a predicted model, not a curated record